CAGUCCAAUCAGAGUGAACCGGUGCUAAGCUGACCGGAGGAGGGCUGUGAUUUUUUUUCAGCACCGUGCUCUCUUGCAUUUUAAAACCCACCCCCCCACCCCCCGGGCCCCCCUCAGUCUGCACAAAAGGAAUAACAAGAGGUUUGAAGAGCAGGAGGAGGUGGCGGAGGAGAGGGCACGGCAGCCUUUCUCAAGACAGCAGCGUAUUUCACUCAGUUGUAGCACGGAGGAGAGGAGGAUGCAGGCUUAGAGAGGAGGAGAAGCAGCACCCUUUCAAACACCUGCUGAGAGCUGCUGUGGGCCUUCCCCCGUCUUUGGCCUUUUAUGCUCUUUGUUUAGAUGCUCUUUUCAUCCUCUCUGAUUUCCUCUUCUCUCUGACCUCUUAUACUUUGGAACCUUUCACCGGUUCCUGAAAGGAAAGCUACUGCGCCUUCUUCCCUCGGUGGUGUUGUUUUUUUUUUUUUUGCCUCGCAUUAGCUGAGUCAUCAUGUCUGAUCUGACGCCUCAGAGCGAAACCCCGACUCCCACCACCGACAAGAUCACCCAGGCCGCCCGGGAGACCAUUUAUCUCUGCAACUUUCGCGUGUCGGUCGACGGCGAGUGGCUUUGCCUUCGCGAGCUCAAUGACAUCUCCCUCACCCCGGACCCAGAGCCGGCCCAUGAAGACCCCAAGGAUCCCAUUGCAAUCGAAAGGCUUAACUUGAUGAACAUGGCCAAACUGAGCAUCAAGGGCCUGAUCGAGUCUGCUCUCAACCUCGGACGCACACUUGACUCUGACUAUGCACCUCUCCAGCAGUUCUUUGUCGUGAUGGAGCACUGUCUGAAACAUGGCUUGAAAACCAAGAAGUCCUUCCUUGGGCAGAACAAAUCAUUCUGGGGGGCGUUGGAGCUUGUCGAGAAGUUGACACCUGAAGCAGGAGAGAUCACUGCCAGUGUAAAAGACCUGCCUGGCCUUAAAACUCCUUUAGGGAGAGGGCGUGCCUGGUUACGACUGGCCUUGAUGCAGAAGAAGCUUUCUGACUACAUGAAGACCAUCAUCAACAGAAAGGACCUGCUCAGUGAAUUCUAUGAGCCCAACGCAUUGAUGAUGGAGGAAGAGGGAGCUGUCAUCGCGGGGCUGCUCGUUGGGCUAAAUGUCAUCGAUGCCAAUCUGUGUAUGAAGGGGGAGGACUUGGAUUCUCAGGUCGGGGUCAUCGAUUUUUCAAUGUACCUCAAAGAUGGCGGACACAGUAGUAAGAGUUCAGAGGGCGACGGUCAGAUCACAGCGAUUCUUGAUCAGAAGAAUUAUGUGGAGGAGCUGAACAGACAUUUAAGUGCUUCAGUAAAUAACCUCCAGGCCAAGGUGGACGCUCUGGAAAAGUCUAACACAAAGCUAACAGAAGAGCUUGCAGUGGCAAAUAACAGGAUCAUCACUUUACAAGAAGAUGUGGAGAGAGUAAAGGAGGAGAGCUCAUAUCAUAUGGAGUCCAGGAAGGCAUUAAGAAGCGACUCAGCACCAGACGGACAAGCGUUGGGUGAAACGCGCAAGCAGCUCAAAGAGGAAACUUUGCUUCGAUUGGAUGUUGAGAAAGAGCUGGAGGUGCAGAUCGGGAUGAAGCAGGAGAUGGAGCUGUCCAUGAAGAUGCUGGAAAAAGACAUCUGUGAGAAGCAGGACGCUCUUGUGGAGCUCAGACAGCAGCUGGACGACCUUCGUGCCAUCAACCAACAGCUUAGCCACAAGUCACAGAGCGCAGAUACCAGCUCUAAACAGAAGAGUGAAACCAUCGCUCGUCUGGAGGAGAAAAUAAACCAGAUGUCAGGCACUGUAAAACAGAUGGAGACAAGAUCCAAACAGGCCGAGAGAGAGAGGGAUCUGGCUCGAGAGGCCAACCGACUCUUCAAACAGGACUUUGGGGAUAAAAUCGAGAGCUUGCAGGUGGAGGUGGAGCAGCUGAGGAAGCACAGGUCUAAUCUGGAGCUGGAGUUGAGAAAAGAGCGAGAGCGAAGGAGUGAGUAUCAUUUUGACACGGCGUCCAGACAGCCCAGCACUCCUCGGAAGGAGAGGAGACUCCCAGAGAACAUACCAAAAAGUCUCCCAGAAUCCCCAUCAGUCAAAAAGGGCAAUGACCAGUUACACGCAGGAGCAGAGGACAAAACAAGUCUGAGCUCCAGCUUGUCUUUGUCACAUCACGAGGAUGAAGAGGACGAGUCAUUUGUGGAGAUCAGUCAGCCUUCUGUCUGUACCAUGUGUGAGGAGGACGACUCCCUCCUCAAGACAAAGAAACAGUGUAAGAACUGCAGUGGGGUUUUCUGCGAGAGCUGUGUGUCCAACGAGCUGCCUUUACCUUCCUCCAUUCUCCCAGAGAUUGUGUGUACCGCCUGCUUCUCUCUGUUGCUCCAACAAUACGCUUCAACACCAACAUGAAACAAGUUACAGCAAGACAAAAUGAUCAGACACACGGAGACCUGAGACAUCCAUUUCUAAAACUGGCACUGCAAAAAUGCACUUUUUGACUUCAUGACUCAAGACGUUGAAUAAUGAAAAAUCUGAUGAAGUCCUGCGAGUUCUGAACUUGCAGUAUUUUAGUUACUUUAAAUUAGUAACAUCCAAAUAUGCCAUUGAGAGCUGUUUGGAUGCAUGUUUUCAUUUUUUCAGAAACAACUGAAGCUGUACUUCUUCAUUAGUAUUUUAGUGAAAACCUGCAGUCAAAAAGCUGAAAAGGGCACCUGGAUUAUAAAAAGACAACUUGAAUCAUCUCAUGCAUUUAAAAACUGACUUUCCACUGAGUGGAUUAUUGAUUAAAAAAGUCAACUGACAAUAUUUUAAACUUCACUUUUAAAGGAUGAAAAAGGAAAACCUUUUUUUACACUCGCACGCAGUAAAAUUGUUCAACACAGUCUUAAAUACACAUAGAUUGGUAAAACACUCAGACUAA
Messenger RNA from Larimichthys crocea (large yellow croaker), 2915 nucleotides. It is a transcript of the gene rufy3, whose product is annotated as RUN and FYVE domain containing 3. The record is from RefSeq and is a predicted model, not a curated record. Lineage: Eukaryota; Metazoa; Chordata; Actinopteri; Sciaenidae. The transcript is spliced from 18 exons. Gene Ontology annotation, biological process: regulation of axonogenesis. Gene Ontology annotation, molecular function: metal ion binding. The coding region runs from base 488 to 2404 and encodes 638 amino acids. Gene Ontology annotation, cellular component: cytoplasm.